AUGUCUACCGAAAUGGAAUACACUCGCCUCGGUAACUCGGGCUUGAAGAUCUCCAAGAUCAUCUUGGGUGCCAUGUCCUAUGGUAGCAAGCAGUGGCAGGAAUGGGUCUUGGAUGAGGAGGAAUCUCUCCCCCUCAUCGAACAUGCCUACAAGCAGGGUAUCAACACCUGGGACACGGCGGAUGUCUAUUCUCAUGGCCGAUCUGAGGAAAUUGUCGGCAAGGCCCUGAAGAAGUACAACAUCCCGCGUAACCGCGUGGUGAUCUUGACCAAGUGCUUCUUCGGCGUGGAUGACGAGGGAAAGUUCCCUCCCAUCUCCGCUUCAGCCAAGAAUGACAAUGAGUUCGUCAACCGCGUUGGCCUGUCGCGCAAGCACAUCUUCGAUGCAGUUGACGCCAGUGUCGAGCGCCUGGGCACCUACAUCGACGUAUUGCAGAUCCACCGCCUGGACCGUGAGACUCCCCGCGAGGAAAUCAUGAAGGCUUUGAACGAUGUUAUCGACAGCGGCAAGGUGCGCUACAUUGGCGCAAGCUCGAUGGCUGCUUGGGAGUUCCAAUCCCUGCAGAACAUCGCCGCCCGCAACGGCUGGCACCAGUUCAUCUCGAUGCAGAACUACCACAACCUUCUUGCGCGCGAGGAAGAGCAUGAGAUGAUCCCCUACUGUCUGGACACUGGCGUCGGGAUCAUCCCGUGGUCGCCCAUGGCCCGUGGUGUGCUGGCGCGGCCGUGGAACUCCCGCUCGACCACUCGCGAGGGCUCCGACGGAGCGCUCAAGGUACUCGUGCGUGGCCGCGAGACCGAGUCCGAUAAGGCGAUUGUUGGUCGCGUCGAGGAGCUCGCGGGUAAGAAGGGAGUCAGCAUGGCACAGAUUGCCAUUGCCUGGUCUUUGAGUCACCCUAACGAGUGUCCCAUUUUGGGACUCAACAGCACGAAGCGCAUUGAUGAAGCUGUAGCGAGUCUAAAGGUUAAACUUAGCCCCGAGGAGAUCCAGUAUUUGGAGGAGCCCUACGUGCCCAAGGCUGUUUCGGCGAUGGAACGGUAA
Molecule: messenger RNA, 1041 nt
Organism: Penicillium cinerascens
Lineage: Eukaryota; Fungi; Ascomycota; Eurotiomycetes; Eurotiales; Aspergillaceae
Product: aldo/keto reductase
Exons: 4
Coding region: 1-1041 (346 amino acids)
Source: RefSeq, a predicted model, not a curated record